Molecule: messenger RNA, 996 nt
Organism: Cyprinodon variegatus (sheepshead minnow)
Lineage: Eukaryota; Metazoa; Chordata; Actinopteri; Cyprinodontiformes; Cyprinodontidae
Exons: 2
Coding region: 1-996 (331 amino acids)
Source: RefSeq, a predicted model, not a curated record
AUGAAAGCGGCUGAAGGAGGAGCCUCCAUUACUGCUAUCAGAGAGCAGGCAAACGGCCUCAGCGAGGAGGGAAGGCCGCAGCCUCCUUUACUUAGAAAAACUUUAGUUGAACUUGUACGCAGAAAGCGUAGUCGUGGAUCUCUGCCCACUGGUCACCACCAACCCGUUCACGUUUCUAACCGGUUUUCCCCACUCAGUGACACACCCACUGAGAAGCCCACUCUGGUGAUUGGCAGCUCCAUAGUCAGAAACGUGGCAUUAGAGACACCAGGGACCAUAGUCACAUGUUUGCCGGGGGCCAGAACGGGCGACAUCAAAUCCUCCCUGAAACUACUGGCUAAGGAUAAGGUUAAAUACAGUAAGAUUGUUAUUCACGCUGGUGGUAAUGACACCCGGUUACGCCGAUCGGAGGUCACUAAAAUUAGUGUUGCUUCGGUGUGUAAGUUUGCCAAAACAAUGUGGGACUUGGUAAUUUUCUCUGGUCCCCUCCCUGAUCUGACCAGUGAUGACAUGUUUAGCCGCAUGUCGUCAUUCAACCGCUGGUUGUCUAGGUGGUGUCCUGAAAACAAUGUGGGCUACAUUAAUAAUUGGCAAUCCUUUUGGGGAAAGCCUGGUCUGAUUCGGAGAGACGGCAUCCAUCCCACUUUGGAUGGUGCAGCUCUUCUUUCUAGGAAUCUGGCCACAGUGUGCGGCGGUCCACAGUUGUGCGGCGGUCCACAGGUGUGCGGCGGUCCACAGGUGUCCGGCGGUCCACAGGUGUCCGGCGGUCCGCAGGUGUGCGGCGGUCCACAGGUGUGCGGCGGUCCGCAGGUGUCCGGCGGUCCGCAGGUGUGCGGCGGUCCGCAGGUGUGCGGCGGUCCACAGUUGUGCGGCGGUCCACAGGUGUCCGGCGGUCCACAGGUGUCCGGCGGUCCGCAGGUGUCCGCCGUCGCCUCUACUUCUUAUCCUCGCAUUGGAACUCCUGGCAGGCGCGACUCGGAUAGAAAAGGUUAUUAA